AUGACACCUUUCCGUCAUCUCAGAGCUCUGGUAAACAGAAACGACCGAAUAACACCAAACAUGAGGUUGUUUUCGCUGAUUCUUUGCGCAAUAUGGCCAAUUGCGCUUGCCCUGGGUGCCUCAUCAAAGGCCGGAGAUAAAUAUUCGAAAUUCAAGACUGCGUCAAGGUCUACUGGCGCAGUAACUCUGGACGAUGCAAGCUAUCAUGAACUCACCGCGGCUCCUCGAGAUUACCAUACUGUUGUGCUCUUGACGGCCAUGGACUCGCGAUUCGGAUGUGAGAUCUGCAAGAUGUUCCAGCCGGAGUGGGAACUUCUCAGUCGGACUUGGAGCAAGGCUAAACUUGGAGACUCAAAGUUGGUCUUUGGUACACUCGACUUCUUGGAUGGUAAAGGCACAUUCCAGCAGGCUCCGAUAACAAGCCAGCUCGAUAUGACUUCAGCAGGUGAGUGUGAAUUCAAAGGAAGUGAAGGAAUGAACAGUGAACUAAAUGAUGCUUCUUCCAGUCCUGUCACUGCGGAGCAGAUGCACCUAUGGAUUAGCCGUCACCUCGCUGGAGUCCCAACACCGAAGCUUGUUCGACCAAUAAACUACACCCGAAUGAUGGGGAUGUUGAUAGGGAUGUUAGCGGUCAUAUCGCUUAUCACUGUAUCUUCCAAAUAUGUCGUGCCAAUUUUGCGAAGUCGCAACCUAUGGACAGCCCUAAGCCUCCUUGCGAUUUUGCUCUUUACUACUGGCCACAUGUUUAACCAUAUCCGCAAGGUACCGUACGUUGCGGGUGACGGUAAGGGAGGAAUCAGCUACUUUGCUGGAGGAUUCCAGACCCAAUUCGGCCUAGAAAGUCAGAUUAUAGCUGCUAUCUAUGGUGUUUUAUCCCUCGGCUCCAUAGCUCUCGCUAUGAAAGCACCGAGAAUACUGGACCCUCAGUCGCAGCGAGUCACUGUAAUUCUCUGGAGUGCUGUGACCUGGGUCAUGUACAGCUUCCUUAUUAGCCUUUUCCGUGUAAAGAACGGUUCAUACCCGCUCUCAAUUCCUCCAUUUUAA
Molecule: messenger RNA, 1044 nt
Organism: Trichophyton verrucosum HKI 0517
Lineage: Eukaryota; Fungi; Ascomycota; Eurotiomycetes; Onygenales; Arthrodermataceae
Exons: 3
Coding region: 1-1044 (347 amino acids)
Cellular component (GO): oligosaccharyltransferase complex
Source: RefSeq, a predicted model, not a curated record